GCCCCUGGCCCACGUCUCCUCUCCCCUCACUCCUUGGACACGUAGGCUGGAGUGUGGGCUGGGCCUUGGGCCCCGCGGCUCUGCCCAUGGCCAGACCUAAAUGAGGCCGCCCCGGGCCUCGCGGGGCUCGUCUUGUGGCGCGGGGGGCCGGGGCGGAGCGACGCCUUGCGGGGGGCCGGGAUAGGUAAGGCGGCCGUCCUCAUGGAGCUGAACCUUGAGGCGUGCCCCAAAGCUGAAGAGUUCCAGACCUGGGCAAAGGCGCCGAGGUUGGAAGGGGGAUGUGUGCGAGGAACAGCUGGUAGGCUGGAAUGAUUUCCAGUUCCUGAGCCAGACACCAUUUUCCAAAUGGAGGAAGAAGAAAAACUGCAGAUUGUGGAGCCAGAGGAGGUUGAUGAUGGAGACUUGCAGAAGGGAAGAGCCUGCCCAGAAUCUAAGAAUGAAACUGAAAAUGAAAAAACAAAAGAAGAGCCUGUUUCAGAACAGGAAGUUUCCAAAGUAGAAUCGCCAGGCAAGUCAUUGGUAGGUGACCAGGGGGCCGUUUCCCAGGACUCCAAAUCUGGAGAAACUUUGGGAUCGGGGGACAGGUCAGAGGUACAACAGGAAAAGCCAGAAGGGAAAAUACCGGAAGGCUCACCUAACCAAGAGAGCGAUUUUGAUAAUGGGACCACCUCCGCAAGUGUGCCGCCGGAAGAAAAGGAAAGUGGCCAAAGCUCAAAUCCCGAUCCACCCGAGACAGAACCUGCAGGAGAGAGACCCCCGAGAUGUGAGCUGCACAAACAUGGCUGCCGGCUGACUUCGGAAUACACGAGUAAGUCCAAACCCCACAGUGCAGACAAACCUCAUAAGUGUGAUCAGUGUGGCAAAGCCUUCAGGAGGAGCUCCAACCUUAUUCAGCAUCAGAAAAUUCAUAGUGGAGAGAAGCCUUACAAGUGUAACGAAUGUGGCAAAGCCUUCAGUCGUAGCACGACCCUCAUUCACCAUCAGACGAUCCACAGCGGAGAGAAACCUUAUGAAUGUAACGAAUGCGGCAAGGCCUUCAUGGCGAGUUCUGCCCUUGUCCGCCACCAGACAAUCCACAGCGGAGAGCGACCCUACGAAUGUAAUGAGUGCGGCAAAGCCUUCAGCCGCAAUUCCAUCCUUAUCGAGCAUAAGAGGAUUCACAGCGGAGAGAAACCUUACGAAUGUAACGAAUGUGGAAAAGCCUGCCGGGGGAGUUCCAAACUUAUUGAGCACCAGAGAAUUCACACUGGAGUGAAACCCUAUGAAUGUAAUGACUGUGGAAAGACUUUCAGUCAGAACUCACACCUCACUCAGCAUCAAAGAAUCCACACUGGAGUAAAGCCCUAUCAGUGCAGUGAGUGUGGCAGGGCCUUCAGGCAGAUCGCCACUUUUAUUAACCAUCAGCGAAUUCACAGCGGAGAGAAGCCCUACGAAUGCAAUGUGUGUGGGAAAGUCUUCAGGGUGAGAUCCAGCCUUAUUGACCAUCUGAGAAUUCACAGUGGAGAGAAACCCUAUGUAUGCCUCGAAUGCGGCAAAGCCUUCAUGCAAAACUCAAGCUUCGUUAACCAUCGGAGAAUCCACACUGGAGAGAGGCCUUAUCAGUGUAGCGAGUGUGGCAAGGCCUUCCGGCAGAGAUCCAGCUUUAUCAACCAUAAGAGAAUUCACAGUGGAGAGAAACCCUACGAGUGUAACGAAUGCGGGAAGACCUUCAGGGGAAGCUCAGACCUUAUUAAGCAUCGGAGAAUUCAUAGCGGGGAGAAGCCCUACGAAUGCAGUGAGUGCGGCAAGGCCUUUCGGGGGAGCUCAGCCCUUCUGGAACAUCAGCGGAUCCACAGAGGGGAAAAGCCUUACAAGUGUCACGAAUGUGGCAAAGAUUUCAGGUGGAGUUCGUACCUUAUUCAGCAUCAGAGAAUUCACAGUGGUGAGAAACCCUAUAAGUGCUUCGAAUGUGGGAAAGACUUCAGGGGGCGAUCUCACCUGAUUCGCCACCAGAGAAUUCACACGGGAGAAAAGCCCUAUGGGUGCAAUGAAUGCGAGAAAGCCUUCAGGGCUAGUUCGGAUCUAAUUCAACAUCAGAGAAUACACAGCGGGGAGAAACCUUAUGAGUGCCACGAAUGUGGAAAAGCCUUCAGAUUGAUUUCAACCUUUAUCAACCAUCAGAGAAUACACAGUGGAGAAAAGCCCUAUGAGUGUAUCAAAUGUGGGAAGGCUUUCAGAAGGAACGCGUACCUUAUUCGGCAUCAGAGAAUCCAUACGGAAGGAAAACCCUACGGAUGUCCCGAAUGUGGAAGAACUUUCAGAGGGAGCUCAGCCCUGAUCGAACACGAAAGGAUUCAUAGGGGAGAGAAACCCCACGAGUGUCCCGAUUGUGGCAAGGCCUUCAGAGCCAGCUCGGUCCUUAUUGACCAUCAGCGAAUCCACAGCGGGGAGAAACCCUACGAAUGUCAUGAAUGUGGCAAGGCCUUUAGGUGGAGUUCAGAUCUCAUUCAACAUCAGAGAAUCCACAGUGGGGAGAAACCCUAUAAGUGUAACGAAUGUGAGAAAGCCUUCAGGAGGAGCUCUGACCUCAUUAAGCAUCAGAGAAUUCAUAGUGGAGAAAAGCCUUUUGAAUGUAAUGCCUGCGGAAAAGCUUUUAGUGGGAGUUCCAAUCUUAUUAGACAUCAAAGAAUUCAUAUUCGAGAAUAAUCCCAUCAACUUAAUGAAUAGUGCUUUGGAUUUCAGUGCCAUAGGGAACUCCCAGAUGAGUCAGUUCCCUUCUCUGCAAUUUACUUAAUCCUACAGAGUUGCCUAAAUCACUAAAAAAGAGAUGAAUUGAUUUACCCGAGGUCACAGCUAGGAUGGUGGAGAAGGACUUAAAUCCAGGUCUGCCAGUUCUCUCUACAACUAUCUGUUAUGAGUUAUUCAAUCAGAUAUGUGGCUUUUUCACACUUGGCAGCGGGAAGUCACAUUGAAAUCCUGCCUUCCUAGCUCUGUGGCCCUGGGCAAGGCAUCUCACGCCUGUCAGCCUCAGUUUCCCCAUCUGCAAAAUGAAGGGGCUAGAUGCAAUGGCCUCCAAACCUAGAUGUAUUAGAGGCCAUUCAUUAAUCAAACAUUUGCUAAGCACCUAACACAUAUGUAACAGUUUUGGGCAUGAAAAAUUCUCAGUUAGGAUGUGAUACUUAAAUGUUAAUAGGGAGAUAUGGCAUAUAACACAGAGAACUGUAACCUAUAAUGACCGUUUGGAAAGGGUUAGCCACCGAGAAUUGAGAGCGUGUGUUUGUGUGUGUGUGUGAUUAUAGCAGCUCAUUAAACCUACUAAGGUAGGGGAGGGUCACGUAUCGGUCAGAGGAGGACAAGGAAAAUGGCACCAGGAACGCUUGGGCUGUUGAAGUUGCAGUGGGUAGGAGGGGGAUGAAGCGAGCAUGGCCUCCCAUUGUGAUGAGCUGGCCUCUGAGCCUUGAGAGAUCUCGAAAUGCUCUUUGGGUGCUAGAUCAAUGUCUUUGUAACCUUCCUGUACAUCUCUUUACUGUAUAAGAAAAGAGCACUUAAUAAAAUGUUGAGUUCCCCCAUUCCCGCUGUUGCCUGGUC
Molecule: messenger RNA, 3567 nt
Organism: Sarcophilus harrisii (Tasmanian devil)
Lineage: Eukaryota; Metazoa; Chordata; Mammalia; Dasyuromorphia; Dasyuridae
Product: zinc finger protein 501-like
Exons: 4
Coding region: 346-2685 (779 amino acids)
Biological process (GO): regulation of transcription by RNA polymerase II
Cellular component (GO): nucleus
Molecular function (GO): DNA-binding transcription activator activity, RNA polymerase II-specific; RNA polymerase II cis-regulatory region sequence-specific DNA binding
Source: RefSeq, a predicted model, not a curated record